This is a messenger RNA of Paramacrobiotus metropolitanus, 1917 nucleotides long. RefSeq lists its product as uncharacterized. Lineage: Eukaryota; Metazoa; Tardigrada; Eutardigrada; Parachela; Macrobiotidae. Gene Ontology annotation, molecular function: protein binding. Bases 173 to 1729 code for a protein of 518 amino acids. The record is from RefSeq and is a predicted model, not a curated record. The transcript has 3 exons.
CAUAUUUUGAAAAGCUACGUUCUAGAACUGGAUCCUUCUUGAAUAGUGGACAACCGAGGCGAAUUGGUAAUUUUCUUUCGCAUACCUGAACUGCGAUAGCAUAUAAAUUCGUUUCCAUCGAGAAACGCGACGAACCAUAGUCUGUUUUAAUUCACGACCUCCUCAGUGCACCAUGCUGAUUUACGGCGACGUAGCGCACCAAGUAUGCGGAUGGAACGCGGUGGACGUCCUCGUCGACGGAUUGCUCCAGCACGGCCGUGCCAUCAACACCGUGGAGAGCGGCCUUAUCGUGGAUUUCGAGUGUACCACCCAGUGCGCGCAGCACGUCGAAUUCGGCAACAUCUUCCACACCGAGCAUUUCUACAACAACGCCUACAACCCGGGUGACGCGGUGCAGGUGCUUUUGCGCCCCCAUCCCACCGCGCCCUGGACGUGGUACCCGGGGAAGGCGGUGGCCCUGGGAGAGUACGACCCCCAGGGGCGGGGCCGCGAUGCGCAGUACGUGGAAGUGCAGCUGCCGUACGGCGCCGUCAUGCAGCUGGUCCCCCGUUUCCAGGUCCGCCGACCGCCCUCGGAGGACGAUUGUGAGGGCGCGCGGGUGGAGGGGUGGGCGUUUGUCACCCGAUGCUGUCAGCUGCCGGCCGACUGGGAUAAAGUUCUGCCCGCGGUGCGGGAGCGCUUCCAGUUCUCACUGAAUCAGCAUCGUCUACUGUGCACCGUCGUACACGGCCAGACACUACUCUAUCUGCAGCGCGAAGCUGGCACCCCAAUCACAGCUCAGAAAGUGGAAGAAGCCUUUGAACUAGCGAAGAAUCCGAAGCCGGAUAGCGGCACGUCCGUGUCACCGAGGACGAAGCGGAAAUUUUGGCGGACCAGUGCACCGCGACUAAAACGCCGGAUUUCUUGUCUGUACAACGACGAAGCCGAGACCGAGCCGAGCCUGUCCCUUCCCCCGGAAAUACUGCUGGAGAUCUUCCAGACCCUGGACUCGAUUGAGCGCAUCCGCUGCCAGCGUGUGCAUCCCCUGUGGAACCUUCUUCUCACCACCGACGCCCACUUCCCCGUGGUGCGCGUCUCCGGGAUGGGCAAUGACUACGGAGACGUGCUGUAUCCGCAGCAGCACAUCUACUGGGUUUUGGCCGGUCUGCUGACAUGUCUCAACAGCCGCACCACGAUGCUGGUUCUGACCGAUGUGGAGGAAACUCAUGCGUCGGAUGAUCUCGUCAAACUGAUCCCGUACAUUCGCGGGAAUCAGCGCGUACCGGUGCUGGUGCUGUUUAAGUGCAAGUUCGAUCACGGGCUGCACAUGUCCCGUUUGGUGGCAGCCUGUUUUGCACUUGGUGAGAGAUUGAUAUGGAAGAACUGUACCCUAGAGGAUGGCAAACUGAAGGCAGUAGUAACGCAGUACACCUUUCGCCAACUGUCAUCCGAGCAGAUGGAACGGCAGCUGUGGGAUCUGUUCGAGAGCAAUCUGGUUCUCACGAAGCCGCUGAAUCGGCCGGCGAUUUCCCAGUGGUUCGUCGACUGCGUGGCUCAACGGCGCCAGGACCGAUUAUACGAGAUUGAGCGGGUGCUCGACUCUUAUCACAGCCGCGAUCCGCGGUCGCCUGCAAAUUCCCGUCCGCAGAAAUGGACGCGGUCCGCUCUGCGUGCAGUGGAUAUCAGCCAGCUGACCGUCCUGACAGUAGCUGCAUUGGACAAAGUAAUGAACCCUCCGGCAGCGAAAUAGACAGACUGUUCCGGAUUGGUUCUCUUCUCAUUAACUUUGUCUGUUGUUGAUGUUUUCUCGUUUUGAAUUACCUUUUUGUCAGCCUUACUGCUGAUCUUUGUUCGCCACUUCGCAGUCGGUAUAUUCUCAUUGCGGAUCGAAAGAGACAUCCAUUAAUCUUUAAUAAUAACGGUCACUUCAUUUAGCUA